Messenger RNA from Acanthoscelides obtectus, 222 nucleotides. Lineage: Eukaryota; Metazoa; Arthropoda; Insecta; Coleoptera; Chrysomelidae. The record is from the annotation of a GenBank genome assembly.
AUGCCGCUAGGAAGAAACAGCAACCAAUCCCUUCUCCCAGUGUGCCCUGUGAGCCGCCCCACCUGCCCAACGAACGAGAAGAUCGACCAUCAGGCAGCGACAUCGACGCCACCAACAGCUCGCGACGAUGUAAAAGAGGGUGAGUGCUCCUCCGCGGUUGCGUCCGCCACUAUCGCCAAUCACUCCAGAUCCGAUGACAAGCAGGAAGAGGAUUCGGAAUGA